This is a messenger RNA of Cuscuta campestris, 1426 nucleotides long. The record is from the annotation of a GenBank genome assembly. NCBI's taxonomy places the organism in Eukaryota, Viridiplantae, Streptophyta, Magnoliopsida, Solanales, Convolvulaceae.
AAUUACCCAUUACCCCACUUUCUUCUUCUUCUUCUUCUUCUUCAAUAUUCGUCCCCAUAUCUUCUUUCUUCUUCGAUUCUUUAGGGACGAUUAUUUUUAAGGCCUGUUUGGCGGAGGAACCAAUAUGGGCUCAUGUGCUUCUUCGGCUCACAGAGACCAAGAAACGCAGAUGAAGAGGCGCAUCGGCUCCAAACUGAACAACCUCGUCACUCCGUCGCCCGUCGACGGCGACUGCAAGGUCACCGCCUCCGAUCGUCCGCCUAAAUCGCCGCCGUCUCCACUUCUCCCGCCCGCGGCUGCUUCUGUUGACUCUGACAGGGAAGACGAAAAAUUCUUUGAUUCCCAGCUUUAUUUGGAGUCUGAUUGUGAUGAUGACUUCCAUAGUGUUAAAGGAGAUUUCACACCGUCGAGAGGGAGCACGCCCAUCCAUCACAGGUUCUCGGCGGGACCCAUGUCGCCCAAGGUUAAAAGAGUGUUCUUUACCGAGCGGAUUCCCAUUUCUGCCCCUCUGAGGCCGCCGUCGGAGGAGAGGAAGAAGAGGCUGGAAGAGCUUUUCAAAGAGAGUUUAGGGGGUGAUAAUGAGUUUGACAAUGCCAUGAACGAACCAAACGCUUCGAAUAAGUCUGCAUUUGGAACCCCUAAUUAUUCGUCGCCUGCGGGCAGCUAUGCUGGGAGUAGUCCGAUCCAACAAACUAAACACGCUUCCCCGGGAGCGGGAAAACGGGCCCGCCAAUGGUGUUUUCCCAUUCCCAAGUCGCUGCUUUCGAGAUGUAGCUUUAGCGAGGCGAAGAAAACACCACCACCGCCACCACCUCGCGAAUAAAUAACUAAUGCUUAUGAGAUAUCGCAUGCGACCACCGACACUAUUCUGUGGCAAAAAUGCUAGGAACCCACCACGAGUAUCCCCACGAAUGACAAUCACGAAUGGUUCAUGUAUACACAACGACAAUUAUAUCUGUGAGCACAUAUAAUAUCGUCUUUAUAUGUAUGAAAUCGCUUGUGAAUGUCAUUCGUGGAGGCAACCGUGGUGGAUUUCUAGCAAUGUGUUUGUAAAUGUCUAUAAGAAAGAUAGUGUCAAAGGUGGUGUCGAAUGCUAGGAUGUACCCCAAACAUGGUGGAUAUAUAUGGGCAAGAAAUCCGAAACCCAUAAAGAGUGUGUGGAGUUUCUUGAUCAAGAGAUUUGAGUUGUUGUGUAUAUAGUGUAAUGGUGAAUAGAAAUAAAGAAAUGAAUUUUGAUUUCUUGUUUUUUAUCCAUGAGCGCGUAUGAUAUACGUACUUGGGAAUUUGUCUACUUGAUUGUCUUUUUUUUGAAAAGAUUUGUUGAAUUUCAAUGCCGAAUAUCAAUAUUUAGGACAUCACACAACACCCAUUCCAUGAAAUUAGAUUCAGAAUCAGAUGUUUGUGAAAGUAAAUGAGCAACAUGAUU